This is a messenger RNA of Triticum urartu, 1062 nucleotides long. The record is from RefSeq and is a predicted model, not a curated record. NCBI's taxonomy places the organism in Eukaryota, Viridiplantae, Streptophyta, Magnoliopsida, Poales, Poaceae.
AUGAGCCUGAUGAAGGAGGCGUCCUCGCUGUGCAAGCUCGGCUUCGACAUCGACAAGGGCGCGGGCUUCUUCUGCCAGGUUCCAUCGCCCGUCCACGAUGGGGAACUGAUCGUGCUGCAGCCUUGUGAGCGGCUCACCAAGGUCUCCGUCAUCGGCGCUGGCAACGUGGGCAUGGCGAUCGUGCAGACCAUCCUCACGCAGGGCCUCGCCGAUGAGAUCGCGCUCGUGGACGCAGAGGCCGACAGGGUCCGCGGCAAGAUGCUGGACCUGCAGCAUGCCGCGACGUUCCUCCCGCGCGUCCGCAUCGUCGCAGGCACCGACGUGCUCGCGCUCACCAGGAGCUCCGACCUGGCCCUCAUCACGGUGCCCAGGGAGACGGCGGCGGCGUCGCGGAUGGACCAGCUGAGGAGGAACGUGGCGCUGCUAAGGGAGGUCGUGCCGACGGUGGCGGAGGGGUCGCCCGAGUCGCUGCUGCUGGUGGUCUCGAACCCGGUGGACGUGCUGGCGUAUGCGGCGUGGAAGCUGUCGGGGUUCCCGUCGAGCCGCGUGAUCGGCUCCGGCACGGACCUCGACUCCGCCAGGCUGCGGUGCCUCCUGGCCGAGCACCUCGGCGUGGGCGCGCAGGACGUGCAGGCGUACAUGGUCAGCGAGCAUGGAGACGGCGCGCUGGCGCUGUGGUCGAGCGUCCGCGUCGGCGGCAUGCCGGUGCUGAGCUACCUCCAGAAGACCCACUCGUUGUUUGACGCGGAGGCCCUGGAGGGGAUCCGGCGGGCGGUGGUGGGCGGCGCGGGCGAGGUGAUCGGCCUCAAGGGGUACACGUCCUGGGCCAUCGGCUACUCGGCGGCCAGCCUGGCCCGGUCGCUCCUCCGCGACCAGCGGCGCGUCUACCCGGUGUCGGUGCUCUCCAAGGGGUUCGUCCCCGGCAACGCCCACGAGGUCUUCCUUAGCCUCCCGGCCAGGCUCGGGCGCCGCGGCGUGCUCGGGAUUGUUGGGAUUGCCGCUGAGCUGGAGCUCACCGGCGACGAAGAAACGACGCUCCACCGGUCCGCCGAGACGCUCUAG